Macadamia integrifolia is the source of this 1965-nucleotide messenger RNA. Its product is annotated as senescence-associated carboxylesterase 101-like. Gene Ontology annotation, biological process: defense response; lipid metabolic process. Lineage: Eukaryota; Viridiplantae; Streptophyta; Magnoliopsida; Proteales; Proteaceae. The coding region runs from base 108 to 1844 and encodes 578 amino acids. Gene Ontology annotation, molecular function: carboxylic ester hydrolase activity. The transcript has 3 exons. The record is from RefSeq and is a predicted model, not a curated record.
AGAGAUGGUUUCCGUUCAACGCAACCCACCCUUUUCCCAUAAAUAUACACAGUUCAUUUCAUUCAUCUUAUUCACUUCUAUCUUAGAUCGAUCCAAGAAAUAGAGAGAUGAGUCAUCAACCCAAUCAGGAGAAAGUGUUCAGCUGUGGGCUUGAAUUAGCGGGUGUGGUUUUGACUUCUGAUCUUCCUCAGCGUUCUUUGCAAGCUAUUCAAAAACUAAAAGAUGAUCCCACUAAGAAGAACAUAAGGGCAUCGUCAUCACUGUUCUCUCUGGCUUACAAAGCCGAUGAUGAUGAUCAAAACAAGUGCCAAAUCAUAGCUUUUGGCUGCGAAUUUGAAAGAGUAUCAUCAGUUCUCUCCCCGACUUUGGCACAUGGUUCCCCUGAGUUCAAUUUCCUUGAAACUAUAGAUAACCCUUUUUCAAUCAACGAAGAAGCCCUAGCACUCUUCCGCUCCCUCCUUCAAGAUCCGGACCUCUUCCAGGAAUGGAAGAACCCAUCGAAGCCACUGAUUGUAACGGGACACUCUGUAGGAGGAUGGGUAGCAUCCCUCUUCUGCUUAUGGCUACUUGAGAACAUCAAUAAAAAAACCAGUAACAUCCCCAUCUGCAUCACCUUCGGAUCUCCACUUCUCGGCGACGAUGGCCUCCGCAAAGCCAUUCACAAUCACCCUGGAUGGAAUUCUCGGUUCCUACACGUCGUCUGCGAUGGCGACCUCAUCCCUCGUACCUUCCUCUCAUCCACCACCACCAACAACAUAUACAACUACAAGCCUUUCGGCACAUUCCUCAUGUGUUCUCAAUCGGGUUCUGCUUGUUUCGAUGACCCUGAUUCAGUUCUCAGUCUGUUGGCAGCUACGGGUUGGUCUCAGUUGCCUAGCCUCAUGGAUUAUAAGAAGCUAUUGGAAGACCUAACCCAUCAGAUGAUUGUCUCCAAAGGAGCUUCGCAGUUAUCUGCAUUGAGAGGCGAUCCACUUCGAGCCGGAAUAAUUCUUCAAGUGGAUGCAAUUGGAGAUAAAAGAAUGCAGGAGGACGACAAGGAAGACACUUUGAUUACAGCCAUAGAGAAACGAGAAAGAAUGAAUUACCAAGAACACAAGAAGCGCAUCUCCGAGGCUGAAAAGAAACUGAAUGACAUGAAGAUGAACAUGGCCAAUCUAGAAUGGUACAAGAAGAUCUCCUCCUCUCGGACCUCUCCUGAGGUGCCCAUGGGCUAUUAUGACUGCUACAAGAGCAAGCCCUUCCCAAGGGACAUACACGCAGUAAAGUUCAAGAAACACCUCACCAAAUAUUGGGAAGAUGUUGUAGACGAAGCACAGAGGAAACCCCGGAAGCAAGGGGAUGCUGCCAUGGGGACACGUCUGCUCUUUGGAGGAACAAACUAUAGGAGAAUGGUUGAACCUCUUCACAUAGCCGACUAUUACAAGGCAGGCAAGAGAAAUUACUGUACCAAAGGGCGGCCAAAGCAUUAUAAAUUGUUGCAGGAAUGGCAGGAAGAGGAAGAGAUUUUUGUAGGGCAUAAGAAGUCGUCAAACACAAGGGAGAAGGCUGCAACUUUAACUGAGGAUUCUUGCUUUUGGGCAAAUGUGGAGGAAGCUAUGAUUUUGAACAAAUCACUGAAGAAUGGAGAAGCUGUUGGGGGGCCAGAAGAAUCACCGAUAGAAAAGCUAAAGAAAUUUGAGGAUUAUGUGAUGGAAUUGAUAAACAACUUGGUGGUGUCUCCAGAGAUUUUCUUGGAGAGUACCUUCAUGCAAUGGUGGAAUGAGUAUGAGAAAAUUCCUGAACGUACUCAUAGAUCCUCGCUAGCUAAGUUCAUGGAGAGUAAAAGUUAUCAAAAGUAUAUCUAAUUAUCCAUCAUGUAUUACUCUCAUCUUCAUUGUUAGCCUUCUUAGUCCAGCUUUUCUGUAAACAAGUUUUACAAUAUUCCUUUACCAAAUAAUAGUUUUAUAAUAUUCCAAAAGUUUGUCA